Messenger RNA from Parastagonospora nodorum SN15, 261 nucleotides. RefSeq lists its product as hypothetical. The record is from RefSeq and is a predicted model, not a curated record. The coding region runs from base 1 to 261 and encodes 86 amino acids. NCBI's taxonomy places the organism in Eukaryota, Fungi, Ascomycota, Dothideomycetes, Pleosporales, Phaeosphaeriaceae. The transcript has 2 exons.
AUGGCUCCGAUUAAUGAUGCGAUUGCAGAUUUAGAUUCGCGCAAUCCAGAAGAACGAUACACGCUUAAAGAAGUUGCUGAAAAAUGGGGAGUCAACCGACCAACGCUCGGGCGAAGAUGGAUGCGCAUGACAACGUCCAGAAGCGAUAAAAACAGACAGCAGCAAGCUCUCAGCCCACAACAAGAACUAGAGCUCAUCAACUAUAUCACGAAGCUAGACUUUUUCGAGGUACUAAUCUUAUUCUACUUCAACCAGACGUAG